This is a messenger RNA of Peniophora sp. CBMAI 1063, 1281 nucleotides long. The record is from the annotation of a GenBank genome assembly. Lineage: Eukaryota; Fungi; Basidiomycota; Agaricomycetes; Russulales; Peniophoraceae.
AUGGCUGCGGUAGAUCCAACAUAUCCUGCCUACCCUAUCGCCUCGAUCCUGGCUGUAGCGACGAUGAUGCUCGUACUCUUAACAAACUUCGUACGGCAAAGUUGGAAUCUUGGCAUCACCUUCACGUGUGUUUGGUUUCUUCUCAACAACCUCUUUAACGCCGUAGACGCCAUAGAAUGGUCGAACAAUGCCGACGUCAAGCUUAUGGUGUGGUGCGAUAUCACCUCUCGUGUGUAUAUUGCUAUCGUCGUUGGGGUGAACAUUGCGCCUCUUCUGAUCACGCGUCGACUGUAUCUGAUUGCUAGACUUCAAUCGGUGGAACUUCCCGGCGCGAGAGCGAAACUCUGGGAUCGCAUCGUAGAGUGGACUCUCGGGCUCGUAUGGCCUCUAAUCAGUGCCGGGCCUCUCUACUAUAUCUUUGAAGACAUGCGCUUUAUGGUGUAUGAGGGCCAAGGAUGCACAAAUGGCAUCGCCGAAUCACUACUGUCCUUCGUCGUGCUUCAAGUAUGGAACUUGCUUCCUUCUAUCAUAUCUGUGACAUUUUACUAUCCCAAGGUCGCAUUCGUAUUCUAUCGGCAUGGCAAAGAGGCCAAUCGAUUCCUACGCAGCAACAACUCAGUAUCGCGCACGAACUACUUCCGCAUACUAGCCAUUGCUAGCAUCGACCUUUUGCUGACGGUGCCAUUGGGACUGGUGUCUUUGGCCUUUUCACUGCGCGAGCAGAACGAUUUAGGCGGCCUACCUUGGUAUCCGGGCUGGAAAGCGGUUCAUUCCCAUUGGGCGCCAUCAAUCAUCACGUACGAAGAAGCUAUAUCUGGCGGAACAGUUGCCGUAUUCAGCUUUUAUUACGACCUCUGGCAGACGCCGAUAGAAUCAUUCAUCAUCUUCAGCCUCUUCGGCCUGACAAAGGAAGCUCGCGCAUCAUACUGGCACAUCAUCUGCACCAUCUGCGGAUGGUUUGGGUGGAAGCCUGCGUCGGGCACUCGAGGGACUGCCCCGGAGAUGGGCACGAUCGAGUUUGGCGAGCGUCCUGUUGAGGAUAUCUCGCUUGGCUCGGGAAUCAGAACUCCGAGCUUCGUGAACGUCGAUCGGUCUCGUGCUGAGCACGAUGCCGAACGUGGACCUGAGGAUGCGCCCAGCGUGUCAGCGCUGGAAACUGACAAGGACGAAGGCCAAGUCAGCUCUUCCGAUAAUGCAGGAGUACUCGACAACGAGGCAGUUAUCGAAGGAAAGGUCGAGCAGGAAACCGUGUCGCUGAACUCAGGAGCGACGGCUGUAUGA